This is a messenger RNA of Ilex paraguariensis (yerba mate), 207 nucleotides long. The record is from the annotation of a GenBank genome assembly. Lineage: Eukaryota; Viridiplantae; Streptophyta; Magnoliopsida; Aquifoliales; Aquifoliaceae.
AUGAGUCCUAAUGCCACAGAUUCAGUUCUUGAUCACUCCAAUGGCCAGAGGUUAAAGAUAAUGGAUGACUUGAACUUGAGUCCUCUCUCACGCCCUCUUGACGUAUCAAGGGGUGGUCAAAAUUUGAAGGAACAGAUGACUUCAGAGACGCCUGUAAAGACAAACCCAGAGGGUUCUUCUCACUCCAAUGCCGAUAAGUACUUGAAA